Acomys russatus (golden spiny mouse) is the source of this 2626-nucleotide messenger RNA. RefSeq names its product leucine rich repeat containing 45 (gene Lrrc45). The record is from RefSeq and is a predicted model, not a curated record. Gene Ontology annotation, cellular component: centrosome. NCBI's taxonomy places the organism in Eukaryota, Metazoa, Chordata, Mammalia, Rodentia, Muridae. The transcript is spliced from 17 exons. The coding region runs from base 420 to 2432 and encodes 670 amino acids. Gene Ontology annotation, molecular function: protein binding.
CUACGGCUAGCACCUCUUCCGCAAUGCCUCCUGGGAGUUGUAGUUUCUAUUCUUCCCUGCGCGCCACACUCUUCCUGGAUACUGAGGCGCGCGGGACCGCGUCCUGAGCACAGCACCAGCUACCCUAGGCCACGUCGCGAGGGCGGGCUGGGGGCCGCAGGGCGGGACCAGGGUACGUGCAAAGCCGCCUACCAGCUCUCCUAGGCCAGUGCUCUGCGCCCCGGCUCUCCCUAUCACCGAACCUCAUCCUCAGGCGCUUCCAACCUCCUUUGUACUCCACACUUUCAGGCCUCUCCUCUCUAUAGCUCAUCCCCGUGUACAUUCCCUAGGGAAAGGGGCUCCCAGCCAUCGGCCUAGCAAGCUUAUCUGCAGCCCGUCUCUAGGGGGAUGCUUGGGAGCCCCUGUCAGCAUUCGGGGACAUGGAGGAGUUCCGGCGCUCCUACAACCGCCUGUGCAAAGAGAGUGGGGCUGAGCCCCAGGAGGCUGUUCUGCAGCGACUGCACCAGCUUCCGCGGGGCCAACUGGACCUGGCUACCCAGAGCCUGACGGUGGACACCUGCAGGGCCCUUGGCAAGCUGCUACAUAAGGAGCCGCUGCUGAAGGAGCUUGUCCUCAGCGACUGCAUGCUGAGUGAGGAAGGGUCCACACUGCUGUUCCAAGGGCUGUGUGCUAACACCACUGUACAGCAUCUGAAUCUAAAGGGCAACAACCUCCGAGCUACAGGAGCCGAGGCUCUGGGAAGGCUCCUUCAGCAGAACAGGUCCAUCCAGAGCCUCACCUUAGAGUGGAACAACUUAGGCAUGUGGGAAGAUGCCUUUGCCACCUUCUGUGGGGGCCUGGCGGUCAACACCACCCUGAGGCAGCUGGACCUCCGGAACAACCAGAUCACUCACAAGGGAGCGGAGGAGCUGGCUCUGGCCCUACAGGGCAACACCACCCUCCAGCAUCUGGACCUGCGCUGGAAUAACAUUGGCCUCCUGGGGGGCCGGGCCCUGGUGAACUGUCUCCCCAGCAACAGAUCCCUGUGGAGGAUGGACCUGGCUGGAAACAACAUCCCGGGUGACAUCCUGAGAGCCGUAGAGCAAGCCAUGAACCACAACCAGGACCGGUUCACAGCCUUUCGGGAGAACCGAGCCCGCACCACCAUCCUUAGCAAGGAGGUUCAACACCUCCAGGAAGAGAAGUCCAAGCAGUUUCUGGAUUUGAUGGAGACCAUUGACAAGCAACGGGAAGAAAUGGCCAGAAGCAGCCGGGCCUCAGCAGCACGAGUCGGGCAGCUUCAGGAAGCCCUCAACGAGAGACAGUCCAUCAUCAAUGCCCUCAAAGCCAAGCUGCAGAUGACAGAAGCUGCUCUGGCCCUGUCAGAGCAGAAGGCGGAGGACCUAGGGGAGCUGCUGGCCACAGCAGAACAGGAGCGGCAGAGCCUCUCCCAGAGACAGGAGAAAGAGCGCAAGCUACAGCAGCAGGAAGCUGCCGAUCGGGAAUCUAAGCUCCUCAGGGACCUGUCUGCUGCUACUGAGAAAAACCUGCUGCUGAGGAGCCAGGUAGAUGAGCUGGAGCAGAAGGUAAAGUCACAGCAGGAGCAGCUGUUUCUGACCAGGCAGGAGCUGACAAACACAUCAGCUGAGCUGAAGAUCCGUGUUAUUCAGGCCGAGGAGCGCUUGGAUGUGGAGAAGCGGAGAGCCAAACAGAGUAUGGAAGACUUGGAAAAGCUGCGCUCCAAGGAGGUGGAUCACAUGGCCCGUCACCUGGAAGAGAGUGAGAGGGCCAUGCAGGAGAGGGUUCAGAGACUAGAGGCCCUGCGGCUGUCCCUGGAGGAGGAGCUGAGCCGCGUGAAGACAGCAGCAUUGAGUGAGCGUGGCCAAGCUGAGGAGGAGCUCAUCAAAGCCAGGAACCAGGCCCGCUUGGAGGAGCAACACCGCCUUGCUCACCUGGAGGAGAAGAUUCGGCUGCUGGUGCAGGCAAGGGACGAGGCGCAGGGUUCCUGCCUGCAGCAGCAGCAGAAGGUAGCUGAGUUCCAGGCCCGGGCCAGCCAGCUGAGCCUGCAGAUAGAGGGGCAACAGCGGCGCCUGGAGGAGCUGCAGCAGGAGCUCAGCAACAAGGACCAAGAAAAAGUGGCUGAAGUGACCAGGGUGAGGGUGGAGCUGCAAGAACAGAUGGGCCGAAUGCAGGCUGACCUGGUGGCCCAGGAGGCACUGAGGGAGAAAGUGGCAGCCCUGGAGCGCCAACUAAAGGUGGUCGGGAGUGAGCACCGGGAGGCGCUGCUGGACAGAGAGAGUGAAAACGCAUCUCUCCGAGAAAAGCUGCGGCUCAAAGAAGCAGAGAUUUCCCGAAUGCGGGACGAAGAGGCCCAGAGAGCAAGCUUCCUGCAAAACGCUAUCUUGUCUUACGUGCAGGGGUCCCCACUGAAAGCCUUGAGCCCCCCUAAAUGAAGGGAGGGAGGGAGGCCUGGGGUGCCCAGCGAGGGCAGAAGUACCGCAUUCCUUUCUCAAGGGCAGGCCUGGGGUCUAAAAGCAUUAGCUGCAGCGACAGUGCUCGCCGGCACACCUGCUCAUCCAAGGUAGCCACGGCGGGACGGAGCGCGCAGGAACGCGCUCAGACGACCUAGUCCCUUAACCGCGGACCA